AUGGGCUUGAAGAAGGCUCCGCUGUUGGGGUCUUCAGCUUCUAUUGAGGAGACUGGACUAUCCGUGAUCGAGGGGGAUCGUAGUCUCCUUAGCCACUUCGGUUCACACACUGUCAGACAAGACGACACAUUGAAUGUUGCAGCGAGAAAGUCUGCGGCUAUCCGACGUAACGUCGUUGCAAGAGGCUUAGCGAGACAGUUUAGCGACCAGAAAACACGAGAAGAAAGUCUCAAACCUCAAGUCACUCGGCAUCAACUUCAACAGAAGAUUUUAAAGAACUACCAGCGACAUCAAGCGCAACGUUUAGCCAACGAGAAGCGAGUGAAGAACCCAGAACGUCACGAAGAUUCCGCCGAAGAAGACGAUUUCAGUCAAAAUGUGAUCUUAAAGGUGCCCAAACGAACAAAAUCAGCUCCAUCCAAGGCAUCAAGCCGCACACGUCGUAUGUCUCCUAUCGUACCACCAAAAGGAGCGACGAGUUUCUUACGCAACACCAGAAUGCGUCAAUUUUCCGAGAAUCAGGACCAAUUACAGUCCGACGAUGAAAGAUCGAGAGAGUCUGAUCAAGGCGUGGUCACUACUAGGCUCAAACUGUGUCCGAGUGAGUCAGAUAUCCCAAAUCUGAAACCAGUACAACCGGUGUCUAGCUCAAGAGUGCAGAAGUUCAAGGAGAAUAUAAAGACGGAUGCUCAGAGCUUCACAAAUGGACUAACACCGUGGCUAUCUCAAGAGAACAGGUCGUCACAAAUUGUUCUUCGCGAGCUGGCAAUCACGAAGGACAUUAUGAUGCGGGAGCAACUUGUUCGGCAGUUAAAGCAAGCGCUACCGACGGUCGAGACGCUUAUCAGAGACUUUCUCAAAGCCCAAGAUGAUCUCAAACAGGCUGAAGGUGCACUGGAAGCGGCAAAAACGUCUCCAGCUCGUAUGAAGAAGACGGGAUCGCUGAUCGGGCUAACAGCGACACCAACUGAAGUUGACCAAGUCCAGAACGCUCUGACUGAGGCGGAAGGGAUGGUUACUGAGGCGACAACUCGCUUAACAGAGCUAUCCAAGAGAAUGAGCUACCACGUUCAGCAUGUGGAAAUACUGAUAAAAGGCUUCCAGCAGUCGACUCUCUGUGUCGUGGAGGGGAUCCUGGAUUGGCGGCAGUUGAGACAGCGACGAAGACAAUUGAGUAAUUUCAAGCGUCUUUUUCGCUUCCCGUGGAGGAUACAGAAGAUUUCCAAUUAUCUCGUACAUAUCGAUGACGAUUUACGUGUGUUGUUCCCUUCUGUAGCCCUUGAGGUGCUGCUUGGUCCGAAGGCGACGUAUACUCCACUCUUAUUGUCAAGAAAAGUGAUUAAACUGCUUAAAGUAUCAUCGACUGGGAAGACUUUUCUGACGGAAAAAGAAGAGUGUAGUGCAAAUAUUCGCGUUGAUAACGAGUCUGUACCACCCGAACGGAGUGAGAACUGUACGAACGCGGCGGAUGAUGCAAGGAUUCAAGCUGCUCUACCGAAAUCUGUCAAGCGAAACUCGUCUGUAUUCGACCACAAUCGUCUUCGACAGUGUCUAGAGGCGAUUUAUCAAGAGAAACGUCUUGAAGCAUUGGAGAGACAGCGAUGUGGUGAAGAAGAAGUGCGAGUUCAGAGCACAUAUGAUCCGUUCUCAACGAUAAAAUCAGCGGGUGGAGUGGAGGAAACUUUGAGUAACUUGAUGACUAUACAGUCGCCACAUUCGCAACUACUUGGAGAGCAACUUCGUAUCCGCCAAGAGGACACUAAACGAAUUGCUAUUUCGCCUUCUAUGCCACAAACUGAUCAAACUGAUACACACAAUGAAGUUCUUCAAGUAAACCCUGAACGUUUGCGACUUUUCUUCGAGAAACGUGCGGCUUUACUCGAGUCUUCAGCCGAUUGCGAACUCCGUGACACUCAACCUCGCGGCCAGAAAAAUAAAUUACGGGGGAAAAUAAUGGUGCGGAAGAACAAUGAGAAACGAGUGGAGAACUAUUUAGCACGGAAGAUCCAGCUCCAGUAUCUGGCACAUCGUCAACGCCACGCGAUUCAAACUAAUCUGACCCAAUUCGUUCAAAAGAUUCAAGCCAGUGUGGUUGACAUCCAGCGAGUAUUCCGUGGACACCGUGCCAAAUGUGACUACAAGUGUAUGAGGAGCUUGUGGCUGGAGCACAGACAGCAAGUAGCUGCUGUUCGUACCAUCAUCAACUCGUUCCGACGGCAUCGACGACGUCAGCGUCACCGACGCUCGAUGACUGUCGAGUCUAUUGCUCAAGUGCAACUCAUCACUUUGCUGGCUCAUAAAGUGAAUGAUCCGGACCAAGAUGCAGAGAAAUAUAGACGUGUGGGUGAAGAGAGACGUCGUCAGCGGAUUGUGUUACUUCAGAAGCACAAAAUGGAGCAGCAAGAGUUGCAACGGCAACGUGUUGCCGCUGCUAUUCGGAUGCAAGCCGUGGUACGUGCUCAUUUGGCCCAGGGACAAGCAAAACUAUUAAGACAAGAGAAGAAAGCGCACAUGAAUGCUGUCAGUGCGAUGGCGAUUCAGUCGACGAUCCGAAAGUUUUUGAACACUCAACAGGAGCGACGACAGCGUUUUCGGAAAGAUCUGGAGCGUGUGAACCAGUCUGCAGUUCGGAUCCAGUCGAUAUACCGUGGAUACAACUCACGAUCGAGUCUUCUGGGUCAACUAGAGGAUACAGAUGAUGAGGAGGAAUCCGAUGCUAGCAGCGAAGAAGACCUGGAUGAGAGUGAUGAUACUGUGGUUGCUGAGAAGAUGGAGGACCGUUUACCGCCUAUUGCUGCGUCUAACCCACGACCGUCAAGUAGUAAAAGUAGCUCGACUGGUAUGGACGAGAAGGCUUCUGUACGAAGCCGUACGCCUUCGAAUCCCGUGUCAUUACCACCGUUGUGGGCCCGUGACGGAUCCUCCAGCUCGCUAGUGUCGUCUACGUCGUCUACUGGAACAGGACGACGUUUAUCCAUCGGAAUGACGCGUAUGGAGCUCAAAUUGAAGGACGCAGAGAUCGGAGACAAGUUCGAUACUCCUCCGUCAAGACGCACUUCUUUCGUCGGCAACAUGCGGCAUCAAACCUCAUAA
Molecule: messenger RNA, 3093 nt
Organism: Phytophthora nicotianae INRA-310
Lineage: Eukaryota; Oomycota; Peronosporomycetes; Peronosporales; Peronosporaceae
Exons: 2
Coding region: 1-3093 (1030 amino acids)
Molecular function (GO): protein binding
Source: RefSeq, a predicted model, not a curated record